AUGGCCAUGCAACUUGACAUGUCCAACGCCCAGGUCGCCAAAGACGAGAACGGCCGCCCUUUCAUCAUCGUAAGAGACCAGGGAAAGAAGAAGAGACAGCACGGAAACGAAGCUGUCAAGUCGCACAUCCUCGCCGCAAAGACGGUUGCUGCUAUUGUGCGCACCUCUCUCGGUCCCCGUGGUCUCGACAAGAUCCUCAUCUCUCCCGAUGGCGACAUUACCGUCACCAACGACGGCGCUACCAUCCUGUCCCAGAUGGAAAUCUCAAACCACGUAGCCAAGCUGCUAGUCUCGCUCUCGCAAUCUCAAGACUCGGAAAUCGGUGAUGGCACCACUGGUGUCGUUGUCCUUGCCGGCGCUCUCCUCGAGCAGGCUGCCGACCUUAUCGACAAGGGCAUCCACCCCAUCCGCAUCGCUGACGGCUACGACGCCGCUUGUGAGGUUGCCGUCGCCCGCCUCGACCAAAUCUCAGACACCAUCUCCUUUGACAAGGACAACACAGAGAACCUCUUCAAGGUUGCAAAGACCAGUCUAGGAAGUAAGAUUGUCAGCAAGUCACACGACCAGUUCGCUCAGAUCGCUGUGGAUGCCGUCAUGAGUGUCGCUGAUCUGGAACGUCGCGAUGUCGAUUUCGAGCUGAUCAAGGUUGACGGAAAGGUCGGAGGCAGUCUCGAGGACACACUGCUCGUCAAGGGUGUCAUUGUCGACAAGGACUUCUCACACCCCCAGAUGCCUUCGGAAGUCAAGGACGCUAAGCUGGCCAUCCUGACUUGCGCCUUCGAGCCCCCAAAGCCCAAGACCAAGCACAAGCUCGAUAUCACCUCGGUCGAGGAGUUCAAGCGCCUGCAAAACUACGAGAGCGAGAAGUUCGCCGAGAUGAUUCAACAGAUCAAGGACACCGGCGCAAAUGUUGUCAUCUGCCAAUGGGGCUUCGACGACGAGGCCAACCAUCUCUUGCUGACCAACAAGCUUCCUGCCGUACGAUGGGUUGGUGGUCCCGAGAUCGAGUUGAUCGCUAUUGCCACAAACGGAAGAAUCGUGCCGCGAUUCGAGGACCUCAGUGCUGACAAGCUUGGAACUGCUGGUGUCGUUAGAGAGAUGAGCUUCGGAACUACCAGAGAGAAGAUGCUUGUCAUUGAGGAAUGCGCCAACAGCAGAGCCGUGACCGUCUUUGUGCGCGGUAGCAACAAGAUGAUCAUCGAUGAAGCCAAGCGCUCAUUGCACGACGCCCUUUGCGUCGUUCGCAACUUGGUCCGCGACAACAGAAUUGUUUACGGUGGUGGUGCUGCAGAAAUUGCCUGCUCGCUAGCAGUCGAGGACGCAGCCGUCAAGUCCCCUGGCCUCGAGCAAUACGCCAUGCGCGCGUUCGCAGAUGCUCUUGACAGUGUGCCUAUGGCUCUUGCAGAGAACUCCGGUCUCAGCCCCAUCGAGACAUUGGCCCACAUCAAGAGCCGACAGGCCAAGGAGGGCAACUCAAGAUUGGGUGUCGACUGCAUGCAGACCGGCAGCAAUGGUGAGACAGCAGAAUAUCAACAUGACACCUUCACAAUGACUAACUUGAAUACAGACAUGAGAGAAAACUUUGUCAUCGACCCCUUGAUCUCUAAGAGACAACAGCUUCUUUUGGCCACACAACUCUGCCGCAUGGUCCUCAAGGUCAACAACGUCAUCAUUGCUGGAAGCGAUGAGAAUGACUUCUAGAUUGUGUGAUACCUUUUUUGCAUGAAACAUUACACGUGGCGUUGACAGCGGAGCCCAAAAGAAAGAGGAUCUGAUUUGGCAUGGAGAAUUGUCAUGUUGCAAGGUAGAAUACCACUGUUUAAAUGUCACCUCAGGACGAGGUCUGCCAAAGUCUCAACCACCAUCUUAGUUUGAGCGGUGCAAGGGAGUGCUCUUGUUACGUGGAGCAAACAAUCCUCAUAAGCGUGUGAAGUGAACCAAAGCAUCUUCUGACACUGAAACACAACGGUCACAGUGAACGAGCGAA
Messenger RNA from Aureobasidium subglaciale EXF-2481, 1987 nucleotides. RefSeq lists its product as uncharacterized. Gene Ontology annotation, molecular function: ATP hydrolysis activity; ATP binding; ATP-dependent protein folding chaperone. The transcript has 4 exons. Lineage: Eukaryota; Fungi; Ascomycota; Dothideomycetes; Dothideales; Saccotheciaceae. The record is from RefSeq and is a predicted model, not a curated record. Gene Ontology annotation, biological process: protein folding. Gene Ontology annotation, cellular component: chaperonin-containing T-complex. Bases 1 to 1701 code for a protein of 566 amino acids.